UAGGAGCUCAAUUUAUUUUGAAAUUUCGGUCACUCGUGAGACCUUCUUGGACGGUCGUAAGGCCUGGUGCUUCCAGCAGGGCCCGUCCAGCCGUGUGUAGACCUGCCGUCCCGUCAGACCAAAAUAGAAUGACUGGAUGAAAUGGCCGCGUCGUCAGGUCUUGCUUAGGGGCACAUCUCCAAAAUUAGUUAACAGUAUGGGUACUGACCAACAACAGUUUUGCCUGCGAUGGCACAGUUACCAGAGCAGUCUUAUGGCCACACUUCCUCAGUUGUUAGACGGCAAUCAUCAUUUGACAGAUGUAACACUGUCUGCCCAGGGACGGAACCUCCGAGCACACAAAGUGAUUUUAUCAGCAUGCAGUCUUUACUUCAAGGAACUUUUUAAAGAGCUGCAGCCACUUCAACACCCUGUAAUUGUACUUCCUGGCAUGAAUUUUGCUGACCUGGUUGCUCUUGUCACUUUCAUGUACAGUGGUGAAGUAAACAUCUAUCAACAUCAGUUAUCAGGAUUACUAACAAUGGCAGAUGUUCUUCACAUUCGGGGGCUUUCUGAAGUUGGUUCAGAGGCUGGAAAUGCUGGAAUGGAUAGUUUGGCCCCUCCAUCAGUUUCUAACAAAAGAGACCAGAAAAGCCCUACUGCUGCCAAAAGAAAGCUUCCAUCGUCUCCCACACACGUUACUAGUCCACCUCUUGAGCAGGCUGCUGACAAAAAAUCCAAAGAAAGUGCAUUGGACUAUGCACUAUAUGGCAAGCGUCCCUGGUCGCAAGCCUUAGACCCAACCCUGUAUACCAAUGGUACUAUCUCUCAGGAGGUAGCAGAAAAUCUUGCUACUCUUGAUUCAAAGCUAAAUGCUAGUCAAUUUUCAAACUUGAAUGAGAAAAUGUCUGAUCUAUAUAAUCAAAAGAUUGGAUCUAAAAAGUCUUUAAAUUUGGGGGGAUCAAGAAAUUUUUUAGAUGAUCAAGUCUUUUCAGCUGUGGGUCAGAAGUCAUCAGGUAGUCCUAUAGCUGGUUUACAUUUGGCAGCUGAUGGAUUUUUGCGAGUUAAGACUGAACAAGAGCUUGUAGGCACAGCUCCGGCAGGAGAUUCUUUGAAAAUUGGCUCUGGUAAUGGCAAGCAUGCUCUAGACAAGGACAUGGAUGAUCGGAAAGGAUUGGAGUCUUCACCCUCAAGGCUGUUUACUGAAAGCAUGACGGUAGAGGACAAAAUAGAUUUGUCUCCAACCCAAGGUCUGGAUCUUUCCCAAGCUGUGGGGAGUAACAAUAGCACUAGCAAUAACAGUCCGAGCAGUAAGUCUAACAAUGCGUCUUCCAGUGGAAGUUCAUCCACAGGUCACACAAAGUUGUAUGCUACAUGCUUUGUUUGUGGUAAACAGCUGAGCAACCAGUACAAUCUUAGAGUUCACAUGGAAACUCACCAAAAUGUUCAGUAUGCUUGUUCCAUUUGUAGCCAUGUGUCUCGCUCUAAAGAUGCCUUACGCAAACAUGUAUCUUACCGUCAUCCAACGCCUGUUGACGGAAGUGGAUCAAGCGGUGGCUCAAAUUCAGGUGGGAACAAACGAGAAGGACGGAAGAAAGCUGACCAAACAGCAGCUGCAGCUGCUACAAAUGUUUCAUCGACAUCUGUUGGUGCCACAACAACAUCAACUGUUACUACUUUGGCUAACAGUACAACUGCCUCCAGCUCUGUGACGACAACUUCAACAAAUCCAGUUACAUCAUCAGAUAGUGUCUAGCAGAUUAGACAUACUCUAUACAAAUUGUCAAGUGUGCCUCCCUUCCCUUCCCUUCCCUUCCCUUUUUUUUCUUGGGGGUAAAAUUUUUGUACCUAGCUUGCUAUAGAUAGUUAAGCUAAUCCUCUUUUUUGUACCAAUUAUUAGUGUCCUUUGGAAUUAUGUAUUGCCAAUGCGGUACAUAGCCAAUGAGUGAUAUAAAUUAUUUUGAUGUUGUUUUAUCUCUGAUAACGUUUUAAUAACAGAUAAAAACUAAAUCAGUUCUUUUUUUUCAAGGUUUCUGUUUUAUGCUUGAAUUUCAUUCAAUAUUGACCUCUUGUACGUUAGCAUAUGAAGUCAGCUUCCAGAUACCAAAAGUCCGUCUAAGGCAUUCGGUUUUGUUUUUUAUCGAGUCCUGUAUUGUCAGUGUCAACUUCGAAUUCCAUUGUUCAUCUUUACUUAAUUGUGAAAUUAUGAAUUAUGCUGCAGGUGUAGACAAUAAUUAAGAGACUAAUCUUUUUUUUUUCCUGCCCUGCAGUCUUUUUGUCUAUUUUUAAAAUUCUAAUUUUUGCCUUCAUGCUCUAGUGAGAGGCAAACCACCUCUUGGUGUAGACUGGCUUUCAGAAAUGUUUGACAGCUGGAAUGUGAGUUUUAAAUUAAAUAAUACGUAUGCAAGGAGUAAAAUGUACAAGAGAAUUAUGUUUAAAUGUCAAUAUAUAUAUACAUAUAUAUAUAUUAUAUAUCUAUAUCUACGUUCGAAAAGUGUGCUAUGAUUCAAUCAAGAUUUAUUUGAAGUUUGUUGUUUAAUGUUUUCAUUUCCUUCUUUUGUUGUUAAUUUAGGUAUUGUGUAUUCUAACAGUUUAUUUCCAUUGCUUUGAGUAGCAGUGCAAAUCUGUAACAUCACCAAAGUGUCCAUAUUGUUGGGCUGACUUUUGAAACUGCAGCCGUACUGAACUAGUCGAAACCUCUCCAGUGCCUAGUUACCUUGUUAAGAAAUGAUUGUUUCUGUUAAAGUUCAUCCUUUGUGGUGUUGGAUUUUCCAUGUAGAAUGUUGAGACUGAGUUACAAAAUGUGCCUACUCUUCCUUUAUGCAAAAUUUCUGCAUCUUUUUGAAUGUGGUCUGAGAUAGGUAAUGGCAAUGGUUGCAUUGUUGUUCUCCUUUUAUAGACUCCCACUUGUCUGAGAUUUUUCUUUUUAUCUCGUGAACAUGGUCUGCUAAUGACUGAAAAGAAUGUCUUUGCAGUAUAACUCUGCAACCCUUUCCCUAGUCAAGCUUUAAAGUGGUAACUCCUUCCUUACUCUGUCUACUGGUUAUGGGUCUCAACAUAUCUUCCUAUGUCUUCUGAAACUAUUAUCUUGUACCUUCCUGCUUAUCUUCCAAAUAUUCUGUCUGCGUUUAUUUCUGGUUGCCUUCUAAAAUGUUUGCUACCAAAGUUUGGUAAAUCUUUCACUUUUAUAAAAUAUGUAAUAAGUAAAUUUGAAUGGUUAAAUGAGUCAAGUGGUGCUAUUGCAUCAUUUUUUAUGGUACAAAUAUAACUAAACCCAAAGUUCAAUUGAUAUCUGUCUCCCAAUAUAGUCAGUUAAGUACAUAUAGGAUGAAUGAUGUAUAAUUUUUUCAGGAAACUAGACCAAAAAUACCAUUGACUUCAAAACUUUAAUCAAUUUUUCUUGAGUGUUUCUAAUAAGGGCAGAUUCCUCUUGUACCCAAGUUGUGCUUCACCAAAAAUGUUUCCCAUGUAAUGAUUUUUUUUUCUUUUCUUUUGUUUACAAAUGUGCCAUGUACUAUUUUAUUAAUUGAAGUCUGACCUCAGUGCCUUUGAGAUAAUAACUUGUAGCAUUUAAUGCCUACAAGACAUAAAAAAAAAUUGUGUCAGAACCAAUUUGAAAAUUAUUUUACACUAUGUAGCAUGCCUAUUUGUGAUAUCAAUAUUUCCAGUUCCUAUAAAGUUUUGGUCUUUAUUAAAUUUUUGAAUUUUACUUGAAAAUGAGAAUUUGAUGCCACGAGCUCAAUUGUUUAUCACAAAAUGAUGUUAAUCAACUUCACCAAAUGUGCCUUUUCAUGUUUAUCUUUAAAGUUUAUAGAUGUUGCUCGUAACAGAUUCUAAGUUUCAUUGAUUAUCUAGUUUUUAUGCCAUUUAAAACUGAUCUGUUCUGUGCCAUCCAAGCGAGGAGUUUUGACAAUGUACCUCCAUAGUCUAUUUCACUGUUGGAGGUUGAUUGGAUAUUGCUUGUUAUGAGUGUAGAGUCAUCUUGAGUCAAAAUGUUCAGUGCCUAUUUUAUAAAUCAAGUUUAUGUUUAAAAGAAAAAUGUGCGUUAAAAAUUCUUGUCAAGUAUCAUAAGAUGUAUAUUGUCAAUUUCCUAUUUUCCUAUGAUGAUGUGGUUUCCAUGGACCAACGAAUUCUUGUCUUUGUUUUGUUUGUUUUCCUUGAGCACCGCAUAGUUGUAACAUACAUAGGUAUAUGUAGACAUAAGGGGAUGUAAAGUCUAUCCAAAGUUUAUAUUUCUUAUAAAAAUCACAUUAAGAUUUGUUGCCUUUAUCAAAAUGUUUAUCGCUAUGUUAAAUUUACAAAUUAUCAAACCAAAAGAACAAUUUUAUCAGUGUUAUGAAACAUAUUGACUGCUUGUAUACUUUUGAUAAUCUUCUGAAAAUGGAAAUGGGAUCCAUCGUGAUUUUCUUCAUCAGGAUGUGGAGUAAAUUGAAGGUGUCUUUGGUUUUAUCUUGUACUUAAUUUAUAGAAAUCUCUUGAAAUCCCUCCCUGCAUCCACCUCAUAUAGAUUGUGAACUGUUGAUUUAUUUUGUUACCACUUUCAAAUAGGUACCUGUGCAUCAAGUUAUGUAGACAGGCAAAAUUGUUGGCUUUUAAAGGUAUUGUUGUGUGUUGCUUUUCAGAUCAAUAAUUUUAAAACAUACCUGUCUCCUUUUUAUCAAUCCCAUAUUUUGUGCUAAUUUUUUGUUACUAAAUUUGCCAAAGUUGAAUUGCUAGGUUUUCUGUAAUGAUGGAGAUCCAAUUUCCAUUUCCUUCAAAAUAGUCUAUCCUCAACCUGGUUGAAUGUACAGUUUUAAUUGUGACGCAUUAAUGUGGCUUUUUACUUGUAUGAUUUCUGAGAUAGAUUUAUGGGUUUGGGUUUCUUUGUUAUUUUUUUUUCCUGUAAUGUUUGUUGUAGAGUUACCUAUUAAUGGCAUAGAAUAGCAUGGAUAAGCUUGUGGAAAAUUAUAAACUCCAUCUAUUGUUGUAAGAGGGUGCUGUUGUGAGUUCAGAGAGAAUUUUUGAAGGAAAGAAAAGGAUUAUAGUAUCUCAUAGAUCACAUAAGAUUCCGUGGUUUUAUGAAUGUAAUGAAUCAUUGUCAAAAAGGUAUGCAUUCCAAUCUUGAUGGCAUAGAUAAUUUGAAGAAAUCAGUUGCUGCUUUCAGACAGUCCCUUUCUUACUGUGUCAUAUGGAGAUCAUGUGUAUCAUGUAUAUACGCCCACUUUUUCCCUUGAAUAGUAACCGUGAGUCAGCUACAAAUGGUAUUGUAUUGGGAAUGUGGGGGUAAGUACUUAAAAAUUCUAGAGCCAUGGCUUCAACUUUAAACACACUUCUUUAUGGAAACAUCAGUACAACAGUUGUCUUAGAAAAGUGGCAAAAGAAGGUGCUGCUGUACUCUGUUGUCUUCCUUCCAUCUAAUUUUCAUUAGAAGGCGAUGAACUAUGGUGUCAGAUACAUAGAGUAUCCUACUGUGCCUUGCUCGAGGCAUGAGCUGACUGCCAUUCAUUAUUGAUUGUCCCAUGUACUGAAAAAUCAGUUGCCAAAAUUAACUUCUUGAAACUGUUAACGGCAUCUAUAUUACCCCAAGAACAGUUGUAGGUAUCUUAAUUUGAAAGUGCAAAGUCUUACUUUCAUGUAUAUUCUUGUGUGAAAAUAUUCAUAUUAUGUGUUUGUGUGCAUUAACUUAACAUGACCUGGCAAUUUAACUGUCUUGGAAGGAUGCACGUGUUAGUCAUAAUUUAGUAGUGCAUUGUUUUGAGUACUUUUUGUUUGGUACUAUUCUAUGCAAUAUAUUCAUACUGUUAUGCUUGAUUGCGUAAGCUUAAGUCAACAUUAGCUGAUCUCUUAGUCUUGUUACAUUUCCCUUCACACAUGAGAACACAAAACAAAUGGUUGUUGUUUUCUUCUUAGUGUGGGUCUUUCAGUUUUGGUGAAAAACUUAAACAUACUUUGUUAGCUUUUGAAGUUCAUUGAACAUGUGCAAUGUUACAUGAUUGUAGUGGUAUCUUCAUUAUGUUAUUGAAGUAUAUAUUUCUGUAAUUGUUUGUUUUAGGAGUUAACACGUGCUGUAUUGUAAGCGGUGUUCUGUACAUUUAAGGACCCCUGUUAGGGUUUUGUGUCAAGAAGGUACUUAAUCAUAUCAAUGUUGAAUGAUCUGUGCAGUGUGACCAAAAAUGCUCCUCCACAAGCCGUGCUCAGUUUGAUUUGCAUUCAGUUGUUUUUAUUUAUUGCUAUAUUUAUUGUGUCAGUUUGAUGGAGAGUCUAGCUUGGCUGCCCCGGCUGUGGUAUCAGGUUAGUCUAAGCCAGUUCCUCAACAGCUUUUUGAUACAUUGUGCAGCUCAUUCACUAUGGUUUCCUGCAUUGUAAUUUUUUUUGUUAUUAUUUAUUUAGGUUUGUGUUUGGUUGGUUUGAACUUUUCUAAGUAAUAGAGAUGUCACAAUGACACCGACUAGCGGCCAAAGCUUAGUGAGGAGACUAGUGUGUUAGCUGUGAUUAUUUUAUUUUAAUCCACUCUGACCUUUCCCUCUUUUUGUUAAAAAUAUAAUAGUAGUAAAGAGCAGUGGUGGGUCAGUUCUUUCAUAGCAGUUCCUUGAUUUAUAUUGAAAGUGCAAGUGCAGCUAGCAGUCCAAACUUCAUCACAGUGCCUUAAUGUGCAAAACUGUCUCUGUACAUACUAUUUCUGGUUCCUUCACCAGCUAAUUUUUAACAAUUGUCCUGUGUUGCACGUUUAUGUUCCUUUCCAUGUUUUUCCCCCCAUCAAUAUAUGUAUGUUAUUUUUUGUGCAAAAAUUUCUGGAAUUAUUCUGCACAAGAAGAACAUCUGAUGACAAUAUUGUGUGUUAAAUUCUCAUACAUCAUAUUUGAUGUUUCUAGCUUUGGAAAACUUUCCAAUCAAUUUUGGCAUCAAUGACACUUUUGACAGCUAGUAGAAAUCCACUUUUAAGUUAAUUUGACUUGCUCUUCAAUUUUAGUGCCAAUUAUGUCUUUGAAAGGAAGUGACUCUCAUAUUGGCCACUAUUUCUCACUUUAUGGGUCUACCCAAUGGUGUAAUCAGGAUACAUGGUACUUAACUUGUCUAUCUUUCUAAAUUCAAUGAAGACUUCAGCAGACGAGUACUUAGAUUUUGAGUAUACAUAUUUAUUUUUUAAAAAAAUGCUGAAACAGCUGUGCAAAUUUUGAAAGUGUUAUCCAGUUAACUGUUUUAAUAUACAUAAGAAGAAAUUAGAAUCCAAUGAUGGAUGCUUGUCCUCAUUGUGUUAUUUUUGAGAUAAAUUGUUUGUUUUGGAUCAAGUUUCUUGUAAAUAGAAAACUGUUGCUGUAUUGUACUGUCAUUUACAGCUAAGUAAAUUUUGUAAUGUGAUUGCAUGCUCUGGUUAGGACAAUACUCGUUUGACAGUCUUGCAUAACGCCCUUAAAUUGUCUAGUUGAAGACUGAGUGGCUUGUGGAAGCUCCUUUGUGAUGAACUUUUCAGUGUUCAUUUGUAAAUCUGUGUUUGAUUCUCUACACAAGAGGCAGCUUUAAUAUUUUAUUCUACGACCACUUUUUAGAUGAGAACAAUCCCUUGUUGAUUGGAGCCUUGUGAAAGUUUUUUUCAUGUUAUCAGGAGAAAUUCAGCUAUUGUGCCAAAAUAUCUUAUGUGAUCUAAUUUAACAUGUGUUAUUUAGUCUCUUAAGGUGCUUGAAGUCACCUAACCCAAAGUAAUUCAUGCCAAAAACUGUACCAAAUCACUCUCUUGAAAGUACUUGUUCUGUACUUGUUAAUUUUGAGCAUUUCUUUCAUUGGCCUAUAUAAAGUUUGUAAUUGAACUGCAUGUGCAGUUUAUUGUAGUUGUUUGCUUAAGUUCCAUUUUGUGUAGGAUGAAAACUCAUCUUGUUUUAAAAGUGCCUUAAAUUGAAGUUCAUAUUCAUCAUAAUAAAUUUUGGUUUGGAUUCAGGGUGUGCUUAUAUUUGCAGUGUCAUAACUAUAGACUACCAUAAAUCACAACUGCAAUCUGUUAAUAUUUGUUUUAUUUUAAAGUGUGUCUUAAUAGCAGUUUUGUUGUUGCAAACUUACUUGCGCCUCAGGGUAUCUGCUACUUAUGGUAAGGACCUGCUGCCCACUACCCAAUAGUAAACUUGAUACGAUUCAACCCUUGUGAUUUUUUGUUUGUUUGGAUUGCUUUGAUGGUUAAAACUGUUUGGAAGUGUCUGUUAAUAAACAAGUGAAAUAA
Molecule: messenger RNA, 8167 nt
Organism: Frankliniella occidentalis (western flower thrips)
Lineage: Eukaryota; Metazoa; Arthropoda; Insecta; Thysanoptera; Thripidae
Product: broad-complex core protein isoforms 1/2/3/4/5
Exons: 5
Coding region: 137-1735 (532 amino acids)
Biological process (GO): regulation of transcription by RNA polymerase II
Cellular component (GO): nucleus
Molecular function (GO): protein binding
Source: RefSeq, a predicted model, not a curated record